This is a messenger RNA of Baudoinia panamericana UAMH 10762, 728 nucleotides long. RefSeq lists its product as uncharacterized. Bases 130 to 525 code for a protein of 131 amino acids. The transcript is spliced from 3 exons. The record is from RefSeq and is a predicted model, not a curated record. NCBI's taxonomy places the organism in Eukaryota, Fungi, Ascomycota, Dothideomycetes, Mycosphaerellales, Teratosphaeriaceae.
AAGGCGGACCCCGGCAUCUGUCACAUGGGAACAGCGACGCGCUGCAGAGCAAAAAGCAAGGCAAAACCGCCUCGAUGGAUUGUGUCUGGCUGCAGACUGUCCGCAAGAAAGGCAUGAUCAAGAUGUUCGAUGAUGAAAGGCCUUGCCCGUGACCCGUCCGGUCGAUCUGGAAAAGCAAAGGACUCCAAAUUGCACGAUAUGUGGGAUACUCAGCAACGUAAUCCUGCAGCGGAGGUUGGACUGGCUGCGAAUCACCCUAUCAUUGCAGGCAUUGAUAAGUCUGGGAAUAGCCACGGCCUUCCGCCACAUGCAGGAACUACCCUUCGCAUGUUACGGAACCUCACGUUACUAGCGUUCAGAGCACAGUUGAGCCUGCUGGCAAGCCUCCUGCGCGGCAAGUGGCGCACCAUAGCGGUAAGAAUAUCGAGCAUGUCUACGAUGAUGUCUGGAGCCUAUAUUGGACGCCGCUCUAUGCCGGAAUUGUUAGCUGAAGCCAUACGAUGUGACAAGCUUAAUGGACGCUGACAGACCAACAUAUUACGAACGACUGCGUUCACUUGAUCUUCGAAUGUUAUGAAAACCUUCGUGGCACUACAUGCCGAAUACAACUGGCACCUCCUCCCAACCUUGACGUCCGCCUCGAGGCUGGUCAUUACUGCAGAAAUCAAACGUACUCCGGUCCUUGCGGACACCGCAAUCUUCGUGGAGGGCCGCGCUUUCGUCAUCUA